Molecule: messenger RNA, 5129 nt
Organism: Malaclemys terrapin pileata
Lineage: Eukaryota; Metazoa; Chordata; Testudines; Emydidae
Gene: L1CAM
Product: L1 cell adhesion molecule
Biological process (GO): cell-cell adhesion
Molecular function (GO): protein binding
Source: RefSeq, a predicted model, not a curated record
GUGGGGAGCGGAGCGGUUCGGGCGCAGCCAGGUGCAGGGAGCGACCCGCGGCGCCCCCCAGCCAGCGCCGCCCGGAUUGAGGAUGGCUCCCACGCGGGGCCAGCUGCUCCGGCUCUGGCCCCUGCUGCUCGGCCUGGCCGAGGCCCUCACCAUCCCCAAGGAAUACGAGAUGCACAACCUGCGGCAGCCCCCUGAGAUGAUGGAGCAGCCGGCGGAGAAGCUGGUCGUGUUCCCCAGCGAUGACAUUGUGCUGCGGUGUGAGGCCACCGGGACACCCCCCCUCGAGUUCCGCUGGACGAAGGACGGACGCAGGUUCGACCCGCGCCGGGAGGCCGGGGUGACGGUCGUCGAGGGCUCGGGGACCCUGUACGUCAACAACAGCAAUGCGGGGCGGCACCAGGGCAUCUAUCGGUGCUACGCCAGCAACGACCUGGGCACGGCCAUGGGGCCGGAGAUCCACGUCAUCGCCGAGAGCACCCCCCAGUGGCCCAAGGAGAAGGUUUCCCCAUUGGAGGUGGAGGAGGGGGAGUCUGUCGUCCUGCCCUGCAACCCCCCCGCCAGUGCCGUGCCCCCCAAAAUCUACUGGCUGAACAGCCGCAUUGUGCACAUCGCGCAGGACGAGCGGGUCAGCAUGGGGCAGGACGGGUACUUGUACUUCGCCAACGUCCGGCGCUCGGACAGUCACCCCGACUACAUCUGCCACGCCCACUACCUGGGCCCCCGCACCAUCAUCCAGAAAGAGCCGAUCGAGCUGCGGGUCCGACCCACCAACUCGGUGAAGUAUCGCCAGCCCCGGAUGAUGGUGCCGCCCGGGGAGAGCAGCUCCCACGUCGCCCUGCGGGGUUCCAGCCUGGCCCUGGAGUGCAUCGCGGAGGGCUUCCCCACGCCCACUGUGGAGUGGAUCCGUCUGAACGGCCCCCUGCCCGCGGAGCGCACGGCCCUGGAGAACUCCCAGAAAACUCUGCGGAUCCGGGACGUGCUGGAGGAGGACGACGGGGAGUAUCAGUGUAUCGCCCACAACACGCAGGGCACCACCCGCCACAUCUACACCGUCACCGUGGAAGCCGCCCCCUACUGGGCACAGCAGCCCCACAGCCGGGUGUACGGCCCCGGGGAGAACAUUCGGCUCGACUGCUCCGUCUACGGGAAACCCAAACCCCGGGUGUCCUGGAGGGUCAAUGGCGUCCCCUGGGCAGAGCUGGCGCCGGACUCGGCGCGGACGCUGCGCUCGGGGGCCCUGAUCCUCACUCAGGUGCAGCCCAACGACUCGCUGGUGACGCAGUGCGAGGCCGUGAACCGCCACGGCCGCCUGCUGGCCAACGCCUACAUCUACGUCAUCCAGCUCCCGGCGAAGAUCCUGACCCCGGACGAGCAGCGCUACACCGUGGUGGAGAACCAGACGGCGUCCCUGGACUGCCAGACCUUCGGGGCACCCAUGCCCAGCGUGGAGUGGUUCACCGAGCGGAUGGAGCCAGCCCUGCAGGACGAACGCGCCUUCGUCCACACCAACGGCACCUUGCGCCUGAGCCGGGCCCAGCGCCAGGACACCGGCGCCUACGUCUGCCUCGCCCAGAACGACCAGAACAACGUCACCAUCAACGCCUGGCUUGAGGUCAAAGGCGCGACGCGGAUCGAGCUGGGACCCCAAAGUGCUGUGGUGAAGAAAUUCAGCAACGUGACCUUCCAGUGCCGGGCACGGUUUGACGAGACGCUGCCGGAGCGCGGAGUCGAGUGGCGGCGGGACGGGCGCCUCAUCCAGGAGUCGGACGACAGUGACAAGUACACCAUCGCGCCUGGCUGGCUGCGGAUCGCCGACGUGGACUACACGGACCAGGGCGUGUACAGCUGCCGGGCGCACACGGCGCUGGACGCGGCGGAGGAGAGCGCCGAGCUGCGGGUGGUGGGCCGCCCCGGGCCGGUACUGGAGCUGCAGGUGUCGGAGCAGCAGGAGCGCCGCGUGAAGCUGAGUUGGACCCCGGGGGAUGAUCACAACAGCCCCAUUGAAAAAUUCGUGGUGGAGGCGGAGGAUGGGCUCCGGGACCCCGGCACCUGGCGGGACGUCAGCACCGUCCCCGGCCAGCAGCCCUGGGCCCGGCUGCACCUGGCGCCCUACGGCCACUUCCGCUUCCGAGUCCGCGCGGCCAAUCAGUUCGGGCGUGGCGAGCCCAGCGCCGCCUCCGCCCCCAUCCACACCAGCCCGGCGGCCCCCGAGCGUUACCCCGAGGGGGUGGCCGGUGAGGGGAAUGAGACCGACAACAUGCUCAUCACCUGGAAGCCCCUGAACAAGUCGGACUGGAACGCCCCCGAGCUCAGCUACCGGGUGCAGUGGCGGCGUCUGGGCGAGGGGGGGAGCUGGAGCGAGGAGACAGUCAGUGGCCCCCCCUUGCUGGUAACGAAGACCCCCACCUUUGUCCCCUACGAGAUCAAGGUGCAGGCUGUGAACCACGUCGGCAAAGGGCCCGAGCCCCCCACCGUGGUGGGGUACUCUGGAGAGGAUGUGCCCCAGGUGAACCCUGAGAAUGUGGGGGUGGAAAUAUUCAACAGCACCAGCGUCCUCGUCAGCUGGACCCUGCCCAACAGAGACCAGCUGCGGGGUCACCUCCGGGGGUUCAGGGUGUUUUACUGGCGGCUGGGCAGUGUGGGGGAGCGGAGCCGGCGGCAGGCCCGGGCCCAGCCGCCCCCGCUGGUGCUGACGGUGGCGGGGGAGGCGUCGCGGGCCAGACUGGGGGGGCUACGCCCCUGGAGCUGGUACCGCCUCUACGUGGUUGUGUUUAACGGGCGCAGCGACGGGCCCCAUAGCGAGGACAUCGACUUCAGCACCCCCGAGGGAGUGCCCAGCCCCCCCAGCUCGCUGCUCCUGGAGCGGGUGUCGGACACGGUGCUGGCUCUGGAGUGGACACCCCCCCAGUUCCCCAAUGGGGCACUGACCGAGUACCUGCUGCAGUACCAGCAGGUGAACGGGUCGGAGCUGGGCCCCCUGCACGAAAUCUCCUUCCCCAUCUCCCAGCUGAACGGGACGCUGGCCCGGCUGGAGCCGCGGGCCCGGUACCGGUUCCACCUGCGGGCGCUGACCCGGGCCGGCCUGGGCGAGCCGCUGGUGCAGGAGGGCAGCACCGUGCCUGAGCCAGUGCUCCCCACUUUGGACAACAUCAGCAUCUCGCUGGUGGGCCCCGAUUUCACCGUCAUCACCUGGGUCCCGGCCCGGCACCAGGCCAGCGUGGAGUUCGAAAUCCAGUUCAUGAACAAGAGCGCUCUCGAGCCCUGGCGCACGUCCGGCCAGGCCAACUCCACCCACGGCUCCUACCGGCUGCUCGACCUGCAGCCCGGCACCUCCUACCGCGUCCAGUUCGUGGGGCGCGACCCCUCGGGGGAGAGCGUCGCCUUCUGGGAGAGCGAGGUGCAGACCAACGGCAAGCUGCUAACGACCGACCAGCGCAGCUUCGCCACCGAGGGCUGGUUCAUCGGCUUCAUCUGCGCCGUGGUCCUGCUCCUUCUGCUUCUGCUUGUCCUCUGCUUCGUCAAACGCAGCAAGGGCGGGAAGUACUCGGUGAAGGACAAGGAGGAUACGCAGGUCGACUCUGAAGCCCGACCCAUGAAGGACGAAACGUUCGGGGAGUACAGCGACAACGAGGAGAAGCCGUUCGGCAGCAGCCAACCCUCGCUCAACGGGGCACUGCCGGCACUGGGCAGCGAGGACAGCCUGGCCGACUACGGGGGCAGCGUCGACGUGCAGUUCAAUGAGGACGGGUCCUUCAUCGGCCAGUACAGCGGCCACACGGGCAAGGAGCCGGCCGGCAACGACAGCUCGGGGGCCACCAGCCCCACCAACGCCACGGCCGCCCUGGAGUAGGGGGGACAUGCCCCCCAGCCGGCCAAGCCCCCCUGGGGACUAGGGGAGCCCCUUCCUGCCCCAUGGAAAUUGGGGGCUGGGGUUACCCCCUAGCUGGGAAAGAGGGGACCCCCUUCCUGCCCCAGGGGAAUUGGGGGUUCAUGUACCCGUACCUCCUCCCCCAUCUCUGUUAGCUUCCCCCCUCCUGCCUCAGAACAGGAGGGGGGUAAUUUAAGGGAAUCCCUCCUUAGCCCCCCCAGAAUGUCCCCCCCUCCCCAAAGCAUCAUUUAUCUUCUGCAUGUGAUGGGCCAAAAAGCUUGGGGGAGGUGAGGGGUUAAUGGGGGGGCUCUGUACCCAGGGUUAAUAUUUGCCAAAAAAUAGACCCCCCCCCCAAGUAUCUCCAUGUUUUAAUCAUUCUGGGCUCAGCCUCUGCUCCACCCCUGGGCGUGCGACCAAGCAGCCGGGGGUGGGGGGCUGGGAGCCCGGACUCCUGGGUUCCAUCCCUAGCCCUUUCCCGGCUUCCUUUCAGUGGGGGGAGAAGGAUUGAACAUUUCCCCCUGCCCUGGGAGGGGGCUGUUCAAACCUCACCUGCAUCCUGGGAUUCUCCUGCCCCUCCCUCACCAAUGCUGGGAGCCCCCAACCCCCACAAGCUCCCCCGGGAUCGUCCCCCUCCACAAAUCCACCUCUGCCACCCACCCCCUGGACUCUCUGCGGGGGAGCCGGCGUCACCAUUUCACCCCCCCGUCAAAAGGGAACCGCCCCCCCCGCUUUCUCACACAGCUGCCUUUGCAACCACAUUUCUCAAGCCAAGUGGCCUCUUGUUCGCUCUGUGCCCCCCCCCCCCGGAUUUCCCCUCCCCCCUGUUGGGGGUCUCAGCUUCGCUCUGUGCCCCCCACAACCUUUUUUGCAUAAAACAGAUUUAAAAAAAACAUUUAAAAAAUGCCCUGGCCCCGUCUGGGUGGAGGCCUGGCCGGGGUCACCCCGUGUAGAUAGGUGCACCCCCCCACCCCCCCGCUCGCUGGGUCGUUGUGCUAGCCGUGGUCUGGGCCUGCUGUGUGCUGUGGGGUAGUCGUGGCUUCGCGUUCCGUAUAAGACAAGAAAUGGGGGAACAAAACUUUUUUUAAAAAGUCCCCUCCCGAAAUCCCGUCCCUGGGGCCGGCUAAGGCCGCGCUGCCCCCCCUGUGUCGUCCCCCCUCCCCCUCGUCAGCUGUCACUAGGGUCUCAAUCGAUGGCUUUUUUAUAUCUAUACUGUACAGACCGAACCGCCUUCGAAACACGGCGGAAUAAAAACUGAAAGCUA